Messenger RNA from Yarrowia lipolytica CLIB122, 1779 nucleotides. RefSeq lists its product as uncharacterized. Lineage: Eukaryota; Fungi; Ascomycota; Dipodascomycetes; Dipodascales. Gene Ontology annotation, molecular function: nucleobase transmembrane transporter activity. Gene Ontology annotation, biological process: transmembrane transport; nucleobase transport. Gene Ontology annotation, cellular component: plasma membrane. The record is from RefSeq and is a predicted model, not a curated record.
AUGGCCCACGAUUCCGAGCUCGAGCUGUCAGACGAAAAAGUCGUGCCUUCUAUCAACCAAGAAAAGCACUCCUUUUUCCAACGGCAUCUCGACAACCACCCCCGAAUGGCCCAAUACAACUCGCAACUGCAGCGGUUCCUCAAGUGGAUCGAGGUCCCGACCAAGGAAGGAGAGAUCAACACAUUUCUCAACAACGAGGAUCUGAAACCGGUCGAGGUCGCCCGCCAGACCUGGGGAUGGAAGAACUUCGUGUCCUUCUGGAUCGCAGACUCCUUCAACAUCAACACCUGGGAAAUUGCCGCCACAGGCAUCCAGCUGGGACUCACCUGGUGGCAGGUCUGGCUGUGCGUGUGGAUCGGCUACUUCUUCUGCGGAGUCUUUGUGGUCCUGUCUGGACGAAUCGGAGCAAUCUACCACGUGUCGUUUCCCGUGGCCGGCCGGUCGACAUUUGGAAUCUUUGGCUCCAUCUGGCCCGUUAUCAACCGAGUGGUCAUGGCCUGCGUGUGGUACGGAGUCCAGGGCUGGCUGGGAGGCCAGUGUAUCCAGGUGUGUCUUCUGGCAAUCUGGCCUAGUGCUCGACACAUGAAAAACGGAAUCCCCGGAAGUGGAACCACCACCUUUGAGUUCCUCUCCUACUUUCUGUUCUGGCUCUUCUCCCUGCCCUUCAUCUACAUCAGACCCCACAACCUGCGGCACCUUUUCAUGGUCAAGGCCGCCAUCGUGCCUGUCGCAGGCAUCUCAUUCCUGGUCUGGACCUGUGUCAAGGCCCACGGAAUCGGUCCCAUCAUGAAACAGCCCGCCACCGUUCACGGCUCGGUCAUGGGCUGGGCCUUUAUGACCGCCAUCAUGAACUCGCUGUCCAACUUUGCUACCAUCAUUGUCAACGCCCCGGACUUCACCCGUUUCGCCAAAGAACCUAACGCCAUUGUGCUGUCGCAGCUCAUUGCCGUGCCCACUGCAUUCUCACUGACAUCAUUCAUCGGUAUCAUUGUGUCAUCUUCGGCCACCGUUCUCUACGACGAAAACAUCUGGAACCCCCUGGACGUUCUGCACAAGUUCCUGGAAGGAAACAAGUCCGGCAGCCGAGCCGGCGUCUUCUUCCUGGGCUUUGCCUUUGCCGUGGCGCAGUUGGGAACCAACAUUGCCGCCAACUCGCUGUCGGCAGGCACAGACAUGACCGCGCUGCUGCCCAAGUACAUCAAUAUUCGACGAGGAGGUUUCAUCUGCGCAGGCAUUGCUCUCUGCAUCUGUCCCUGGCACCUGCUCUCUUCCUCCUCAAACUUCACCACCUACCUGUCUGCAUACGCCACUUUCCUGUCGGCCAUUGCAGGCUGCUCUUUCAGUGACUACUACCUUGUACGAAAGGGCUACAUCUACGUCGGCGACCUCUACAACGCCUCUAAGGGCUCCACCUACAUGUACCGGUACGGAGUCAACUGGCGGGCAUUUGCAGCCUACUUUUGCGGUAUCGCAAUCAACGUGGUGGGCUUUGCCGACGCUGUGUCCGACGGAGGAGUCAACGAAACCGCCCGAAAGAUGUACCAACUCAACUUCUUCCUGGGCUUCCUGGUGUCGGCCAUUUCAUACUACGGCUUCAACUGGCUAUCUCCAGUGGUAGGCGCUCGAGAGACAUGGAGCGAGGACCCCAACGCCUCGGCCAUGUACGACGAGAUCACCACCGACGAGCUUUCUCAAGACUCGCAGUCGUACGACCCCGAGGAAUGGGACAGAAAAAUUGCCAACGACGACCCUGUCAAGACAACCGCCAUUAUCUCCUAA